Messenger RNA from Pomacea canaliculata, 10689 nucleotides. RefSeq lists its product as uncharacterized. Gene Ontology annotation, cellular component: cytoplasm; nucleus. The record is from RefSeq and is a predicted model, not a curated record. Bases 239 to 1273 code for a protein of 344 amino acids. Gene Ontology annotation, biological process: negative regulation of mitotic cell cycle; negative regulation of cell population proliferation. The transcript has 4 exons. NCBI's taxonomy places the organism in Eukaryota, Metazoa, Mollusca, Gastropoda, Architaenioglossa, Ampullariidae.
UCCGACAGAUGGCGCGUGGCCACAAGAGUUACGAUUGGUGGAAGGAGGAGCACGAAACUUGUCUUCAUGGUGCAAGAGUCUUAUUAAAGAUCCGCAAAAGGUGCAGGUGGGUUGGGGCAGGUGGAGGAAGCUGAAGGCUUGGAGACCUGGAGCGGUAAUUGGUCUGCCCAGUGUUGGGGCGUGGCCUCUUUGCACUUGGAAUGCUUGUGAGCACUGUCACACAUCAGCUUCUUUCAUCAUGCGGGAAGAAAUAGCAGCAGCAGCAGGCUUCAUUGCCCGGGUCUUAGACGCAUCAGAUGCCUUAACAACUGAGGAUUCUCUGGAACAGUUUCAAUCUUGCCUGUCACGAAUCCUUGAACAAAAGUUCAAGGGUCACUGGCAUACAGAAACUCCAGCACGUGGUCAGGCCUUUCGAAGCAUCCGAAUUCACCCAGCAGAACCGCUGGACCCUGUGCUACAUCAGGCAGCCUGCAACAGUGGCAUUCGCCACCAGGACCUGCAGAUUCCUGUAGAACUGACAGUUUGGGUCGACCCUCAGGAGGUGUGCUGCAGGUUUGGUGAUCUCAAAGCUACAUAUUGUACAGUGCUGACCUAUCGAGGUGGCUGUUUGGACAACAAAAUUGGGUCACUAGAUGUGCGAGACUUACUUGAUACGGCCAAGGCCCAAUACUCUCGCCAGCAAAACAUUCGUAUUGCACACAGCUCAUCUCCCCCAUUGCUGCACUCAUCACCUUCUGUUCAACACGACGGCAGCGGUUUCCUGUGUGACUUUGUUCCCCCACAUGCUGGUCUUCACCUAUACUCCCCACUUGAUGGAUUUACCUCAGCUCUGCUAGACCCCUUUCCUAGCCUUGUUGGAAUGGAUGGAGAGCAUUUCACACCUAUUUUUUCCUCAACCACUGUCCACCCACCACCACAUUCACGCAUUUCUCGCCUUUCUGGGGCCGGUGGUGGAGGCAGCAUUCGUAAAGGAAUUGGAGGCAGCACCGGCAUAGCCAUGAGAGGAGGCAAGCACAAGGCAGAGGCAGGAACUUUUAACCAUAGCAAUGGCUCCAGCCACUUGGGAUCACUUAGCAGCACCAGCUCUGGCAGCAAUGGCUUCACCCACCUGGGGUCUGGCAGCACCAGCAACUCUGGCAGCUUAGGCAGCUGCAACGGUAGAAGUGGUGCUGAUAGAUUCCACUGGUUCCGAUCUAAAGGGCAGCACCAGGUACAGUCACAGAAACAUUUGCAGCAACAGCAGAGCUCAGGGUCGCUCAAAGAUGCCAAGUAAAACUUUGUGCAGCAUUGUCAAGGGGAGCAGACCGGUUUCAGUGUGCUAAUUUAAUGUUACUGUGGACUGCAUCAAAAUUGUGGCUUUAUAAGUGUGCCUCCUCAGGUAAAAAUGUUACUAUUGUUAUUGUGGACUGCAUCAUUUUUUUAGCUCCAGAUCCAGAAUGCAGUCUAAGGUUUUAGUAUUUUAGGUUAUACUGCAGCAUAUGGAAUAUUUUCCUUUUUCCGAUGACUUGUUUCUUACAAAGAAAAUGUUCUGAAAACAGCAAUCCAUGUAUUAAUAAUAUUUAGACAGGUAAAAAUGUGUAGUUGACAAUUUUUAAAUAUGUGCAGUUUUUGGACCCUGACAUGUUUAGGGAGAAGAGAGGCUUUUAGUGGAGCAUGUUACCUGGAUUAGGGUUAACUCUAAACCCCGAUUCGCACUAGACAUCUUUUGAGAGAAAAGAGGGUUAUAGUGGAGCAUUUGGGUUAGGGUUACCUUAAAUCUGAUUGUAGUGAAGGUUACUUGGGCUUUUAUACCCUCUCGCCAUUUUUAAAUUGUUUAGCUACCUUUUGUAAACUUUGACUUGGAGGUACUGUAAAGCCAUAAUCAGUUUGACACAAGAGAUAAAAAUAUUCUUCCGUGUAUUUUUAUAGUCUGUUUGAAAUUGGGAGUUGGCUUGAAAGUAUGCAUUCAGGCUAGAUAAUGCUUUAGCAGAUUUUUUUUUUUUGGUUUGUUCUGUUCUGUCCCCCCCCCCAAAAAAAAAAACAAAACAAAACAAAACAAAAAAAAAAAAAAAGGUUAUAUUUGUCAGCACAAAAUUGAAUCAUGUUUACGACCAGUACUCUUGAUUCAAUCUGCUUUGACAGUAAUGUGUCAGUAACUUGGAAUCGCAAAAUAGCAACACUGGUGGAGGUUACAUAUGCAUAGAGCCAGUGAAGAAGAAAGAAUGACCUCCAUGAGAGUAUCGACAUGGUAUAAUAGUAUUCCAAAACAUGGGAUGACAUUGUUCUAGCUACUGAGUACUCAGCUUGUUAGAGUUUAUGUUUCUGAAUUAACAGUAUACUUUGCAGUUAACUCACCCUAUCUAGCAGUAUUGAUUCUGCCAUAGGUGUAGAGUAUUGUUGUAAAUCUAGCAGCAGUGUUUGCCCAUAUUACAUGUAUUUUUACUGGUGACCAGCUUUUAAUCUUAAUGUAUCUCGUUGACUGUUAGCCUUAUUUCAUGGACACUUUUCUCAUUUAGUGCUGAAACCUGUCAAGAAUAGUUUUAAGUUCACGCCCGUAACACUAACCUAAAAUUUGCCCAGGAGAUUUAAAAAAUUAGACAUUUUAUUUUAACAACAUGUUUAAGCUUUUUACACUACCCUGAGAUCUUUCUAGUAGAUCUGGAUUUUAGGUUUUAAAGGUCUUCCUGCAAAGACCAGUAAUUUUGCGAACUGGAUUGAUCAGUGAUAUCCCUUGUUUCAGCUUUAAAUAAAGAUUGUGAUGAUGGUGUGGUGACCAUGGAAAUGCUUGCUGGUCUCAACAGCAUUGUAAUGCAUUACCUUAUACUGCAAGCAGUAACCAUAUAAAUUGUAAAAAGCAACUUAGUUUAUCUGUGGCAUUCUAAAUGCCAUAUAAUGAACAAACCGAUGGUUUAUGCAGCAUGGGAAAAAUAUAGGAUGUACAUUUGUCACUCAGGUCCAAGCAUGUUAAUACCCACAGUUUUUUAUACAUACAGAAAAGAAGUUUGGGGGUAAAUAUUGUGGAGAGGAGACUGUUCUUUUCAUAUAUUGUUGAUUGGUGUUAUGAUAAUGCAUGUUAGGAUUUUUUUUUUUUUGAGCAGAUAAAUUCAAGCUUGAAAUAGAUUUUGUUAUUGCAUCCUAUUUUAGAUUAUAGCAGCUGUCAGUGGUAGAAAGUACAAACACAUGAUUUUGUGAGAAUUUUGUUUUUUGUUAGAAAUCAAUGUCUUGCAUUGAAUGUUUCUAAAUUUAUAAUGCACUGCUAAAUUGUUAGAAGCUUGCAUGACCUCAAAGGGUGUUUAGCGAAAUUCAGCAGAAAUCCAGCUGCCCCAUUCUUUUUCUUACCCCCAAUGUUACCGAGAUGGAUAGCCUGCUUUAAGGCAAUCAUCAACAAGCAAAGGGCACAACCCAAUGUCCUAAAGUGUUAUGGUAUGCUUCCACUCUGCCCCACCAUAUUUCUCAUGUGAAUAGAUUUGCCAUUCCUGAUUGCUUUCUUGCGGCCUCUUUCUUGCCAACUAGUGCACAGGAAGUAGGUUACCUCCACCUUUUUGUUUUAACACAAUCCAUUUAAGACCUGGAAACAUUAAAAUAGCAUAGAAGGAAUACUUAGAUGCUUUAUAGCUAGGUACAUGUAUACUUGAUUGAUGCCUUUCUUCCUCAAAUUCUCAAGAGACUUUAUCUGUUCUUGAAGCAUUCUGCCAGUUCCAUGAUUUAUUUCUUGUUUUAACUAAAGGUAGAGGUUGUGACCUGGAGAAAUAUUUGCCAUGUCAUCUCCGAAAGAAGCUUUUGAUGAAAAAUACAUCUUCUGUAACUUAUUUCCCAUUAAGAAAGCUCAUACUUUUAAUGGAUAUAAACAAAUCUUGAGUGUCCCAUGUCAAUAAUUUCAUUAUUUUAUUCAUGUUUUUUGGAAAAGAUUGUGAGGUGGAUUUUGACAUGGUUUUAAAGGUUUUCAUAUCAUCAAGGACAUUUAUAAUAGAGAACUGCUUUUUACCUGUGUUAGUCAUUGGCAGUUGGGUUAGGGAUAUCUCUGAAUGGAUAACAAGGAUUCUUUGCUGCGACCUUUUCUGUGCAAGAUGUGUUGCUUUGAAGCUAUUUUGCCAUGAGAGGAUAAAUUGAUUAUAUGAACACAUGAAAAAGUUUAUGAAGACAUCUUUCUAUAUUGCGUUUUUAUCAAAAAGUUUUUAUAAAGAAACGUUGGAAGAAAACAUUUUGCUGCAGAAGCAGGAAAAGAUGUGCGAACAUUUCUUGUAUGCAUAAUAUACAUUAGUAUUUAAUUAACCUGUAAGUUAACAAUGUCUAAUGUCACAGUAGCUAGAAGGAAUUCAUAAAAACUGUCAUGGAGGCUGACCAUGAUUCAAAGACGCAUCAAAAGAUCCUUGUGUGGGUGGUGUGGUAGAAUAAUUUAGUUGUCAGAUAUGCGAAGUAGUUACUACACUGUUAUGAUUACCGUAGUCAUAGGAGUUGUCAGACCCACGAAGUCAUGUUGAGCAUGCAGGAUGGCUAAAUGGAUCAAGGGUCAAGGGUUUCAUUCUGCUGCUGCAAUAAAUGUUAAUGGUCCAUUCCAUUUUUAAGAUCAAAAUUAAUGGAAUAUAUUUAUUUACUGUAUAUGAUAAUGCUAACUGAAAAAAGUUUUCAUUUUUAUUGACCAGAUGCAAAUUUUAACAAUCAUUUCUCAUGCAUAAACUUUGCCACAAACGCUACUUCACCAUAAAAAACUAGUAUAUAUUAUGUAGCAAGUAUAUAUAGACCACUUACCACAGCAUCGUUUUAACCACCUGUUGUUGGUUUGGGGAGGGAAAGUGCUUUCCCCUUGCGGUGAUUUUGCACUGUGGGGGAUGGGGAUCUUUGGGGAAUGUGGUUAUGGGUUAGGCGGGCGAAGGUAGGGAGGGGUUUAGAGGGUUUUGUUGUGCCACAGGUAUUGUUUUACUCUUGCUUGUGCCUUCUUUUUUUUUGUUGGAAUUUGCCGGGCCUGCAUUGGUGGUAAACUGUGUUAGUGCCCUCUACCUGUUAGUCUACGAGACCUGCUAAGCUUUCUUUUCCUGCUGCUGCUACUUGCUAUCGAUGCCUAGGGGGUCUCUCGAGUCCACCAUGGUGAUGUACUGUGUUGGACUGGAUUCCGCAUGCUGCUCUGCUCUUGUUUAUUUGGCUUCCUGGUUUUUUUUCCCCCUCUAUAAAUGGUUAUGUUAUCCAGUUUUAACCCUUUGCCUAUCUUAUAUUAGUCUAGAGUUUGGGUGGCUUGUCACUAUUGAUGCUACUAAUGAAAGUAUAUUAUGCCAUAGUCUUUUAGGUGGGUUAAGGCAGUUAUUAAGGUUUAGCACCAGUUUAUAUUAAAAAAUGUUUUAGCUUCAGUUCUUCUCUUUCUGGCUUGCUUUCAUUGCACUCCAGCAGCACAUGUGGGAUGCUAAGGCUAUCCCCACAGGCACAUGAAGGGGGGUCUUUACAUCUUGUUAGGUAUUUUCUGUUAACCCUCAUUCUAUUGAUUUGGGUUUAGUCAGACCUAUUUGACUUUUAAGAACAUCAAAGUGUGAGUAGGCUGGUCUUCUAUCAGUCUUCUUGUACCUUUACCUUCAUUUUGGUAUUUCUCUUUCCACCUUAUUUUUAUUGCUGGUUUUAUGGCUGUUCCCUCUAUUGUUGAAAUAGAGAUGUUUAGGGUGGUGACUUUGGGGUUUGUUUCUUGUUUUAUUGCCAGUCUAGCUAGUUUAUCAGCUUCUUUGUUUCCUUUUAUUCCUGUGUGGGAGAGAACUCAAAGGAACUUAAUGUCUCUGUUUUCCUGGUUAAUCACCUCUAUCUCUACAUUGCAUUUAUAUGGAGUUUUGCUUAACUCGAUUGUUCUUUAUGCAGACUUUGAUACAGUAUGAUGACAAUUAGAAGAACACAAACACAGUAAAUUACAGUUGUCAUUUGUAUCUGCAUACUAAAACCUCUUCCAUCACAUUGCAGACUGAACUCCCCAGUGCAACCUCACAAAGCUCCCAACACAGUGGUCUUCAAUUUACCAUAGAUUCAAAGUUGAAUAAUAAUUCUAAUUCACAAUUUUAGCAUCACGUGGUCGUACUCCAGAAAUCUCAGCCUUGAGACAAAACUUGACAUGGACAUCAUGAAUGAAAAACAGUACUGACAAAGAUAUCAAAGACAAACAUAGAAGACACAAAAAGGAAUAUGGGGGAUCAAACAGUGAUGGCUUAAAGUGAUUUACAUUCAUAUGAAGAGAGAGACAAGGUAGUGGACCAGUCAUUAGGCAACAACUAAGCAUGAGAGGGGGUUAAUAAAUGGACUGGCAUUGUGUGGACAAUAUGAGUAAUGCUAAGAGAGAUGUGCUUCUUGUGCACAUGGAAAGGAUUUAAUGGUGUGUAAGUGACGGAUAUGCGGAUAUGAAAGGGGUGAAGGCUCCAUUGUUUUGCUGCAUGGUAGCGAAAAAGCCAUAUGUUAUUGUUUUGUGACAGGGAUACUUUCUGGGUGUUGAGGAUGAGAGGUUCAAAGAAGCAGGCAGGGCAAGAGCCUAGAAAGAAGUUAAAACACAGCAUAGACAGCUUGUACUAAAUGCAGAAUAGCCAGUUCAAGGAACAGAAGAAAUGUGUGAUAUGGUGCCAUCUCCUAGCUACAGCUCCAAACGUGCAGGAGAGUUUUGGAGGUUAUAAGUAUAUGGAGAAGCCUGGGAGCAAGUAAUCAAGUGGAGAUAGAACAAAUGCACAAACAAGAGGCAAGGCAAUGUGUGUAGAGAGAAAGUGGUGGCACUGAUCUUUAGUAGCUUAAAAUUGGCAGAAUGGCAGACAGCUGUAAUGUCUAUCCAAGGUCGUGACAGAUGUCACAAAGUUGAUGUUUCUUUCACCCACUUUAAUGUGUUCGGGCUGACUGAUACGAUUUACCAGUCUUUCUCUCAAACAUAAGAGGGCUUCCGUUUUAUCAUUAUUCAGCUUCACUUUUCUACCAUCCAAUCUUUGAUGCAGGCCUCUCAGCAGACAGGGCUGACAGAAAUAUCACCACGGUUGAGAGCAUAUCACAUGGUGAUGGUGACUUUGACGAGAGUACUGCCAGAAAGUUAAGUUGGAAACUGUUUAACAUGUUGACAUCAAGCAUGGACUUCCAAACCUAUAUUUUCCCAAGAAAUUCUUUUGACAAAAAUUACAGCUGUUGGGUUUUUGCUGUUGAAAUACAUCUGAAUAUCAUGCAUGCUUGAAGUGUGCAUGGAGCAAGAAGGUACAUCUAAGUGUUCUCACUGUGCACAGUUGGAGGUGUGCAUGAUCUUGAGACACUAUGUUUCAGUCUCAAGUCCUUUAGACAAGCACUCUUUGCAGACUGUAAACCUCAACAAAUUAGCAAGGAAACAUUUGGUGUCACUUCAAAAGUACUUUUGUUGAAUGUGAUCACCAGUUGAAGAGUUCAUAGAAGCACUUGAAUAUGUAUAAUAUACAUCAAUACAUCUGUGUAUAGAUCACUGAAAUAUUUUCACGAGUUUCAGAGUUGGGUUCGUCUUUAUCACAAGCUACUGAAUACCAUGAAAAGCACCGAAGCACUAAUUGUGAAGUCCAGUUUGGCAUUUCAGGCAUAAUUUCUGUGUAAUUUUCUUGCAGAAUAGACAUGGUUUUGUUGGGUUUUUUUGUUUUUUUGUUUUUGUUUUUGUUUUUUUGUGUGUCCGAAUGACAAGUCAAAGAAUUCUGAAUGUAAUAUCACUUGGCAAAUAAACAAAUUCUUAUUCUUUUUCUUGAAAAAUGACUGAUGCCAUAAAACCUGACUUCAUCAGGUACUCUGCCAACAGCAGAUUGAGCAGGCUGCUGUGAAAUUUCAACAGCAGCAUGGCAUGCCACAUCAGACACAUGCACAGCACACUGUGAAUGUCAUUAACUGCAUUGUGUGCCCUUCUCAUUUUCAUCCAUGCUGUCUUCAUCAGAUAAUUGUCCAUUCUUUGAAGUGAUGUACAAAAUCAUGUUAAAUCAUGUAGGUUUUUCCCCCCUUCAAGUUAGCUCAGGACAUCAUGGAUUUUUUUUAAUUAUGGAAUACACAAGACAUGUAGCAUAUUAAAUACAUACAAAAGCACAACAUAUACAAUUAAAGUAGCACAGUCAGUUCUGUAUAUCAUGACUGGAUUGUCAUCUGUUGGAGACAUCUGAAAGUAUAGUUUACAGCCGCGGUUCUCAAACGGUGGGGCGCGUCCCCCUGCUUACAAUGUGGGCGCGAAGGUGGUCAUUUUUUAAAAGUUUCUUAAACCGGUAUUAGUGAAAUUAGCUUACAUUGCUGGCUAAGUGGGGCGCGCGGACGUACCUUUGUUCAUCAGGGGGGCGUUACAAGUGAAAGGUUGAGAACCGCUGGUUUACAGUUUAAAUAAGCAUUAGAUUACUGUUGUCUGUCUCUCCUGUAAGUACAUGUAUCGUGUGUGUGUAGAUUAUGCUUAAAUCUACAUCAUGCAACAACACAAACUUUCACACAAAUGUGUGCAUUAAUAAUUCAUAACACAACUAACAGAUUGCAGGUUUAUUUCAUAUAUGGCCUUUUAGAGAGUCACUAAACCUAUAAGUUUAUGUAGCCCUCCCACCGAAACAAAAACACAGAGCCUUUCAACCUCACAUAUGCUUCAAGUGUGCAGUUGUGUCAUUUUCUUCACUUAAAAAUUUGCAUGGCACUUUCAGUUGACACAAAAAUAUGAACUUAGGUGGGGGGGGGGGGGGUGUGUGUGUGUGUAGGAAUUUAACUUGUGGAUCAGACCAUUAUAAUUUCCCUCUGAUAAAGUUGUAUCUUAUAAACAUAGCUGUUUAUCGUGAUGUUUUAUCAUAUUGUAUCAUAACCUAGAGCUAGCUCAUCUUUGUUAUUGCUUAAAGGGUCCAUCAUGCUGCCUGUGCUACUUGCUUUACAGGGUUAAUCCUAGCCCUUGUUUUACAGGGCCACUUAACCCUAACUCUAACCACUUUGUUUUUUGGCUGUCACUUUGUACCUGCUUGUCCUCUCAUUCUCAAUCUCCCCAUGCUGUCAUGUCAUACUAUCUUGCUGUCCUCUGAAACACACACUUUGUGACUUAAGCAUCAGAAUAAGAGCUCACUCUACUUCUGACACCCUAUUAACAUAUUUAGUUACUGUCUUCCUGUUGGAAGAUUUAGAUAUGGUCUUGCUGUUCAGAUUAAAUUAUUGUGUUCCUGUUGGCAGAUGCUGUUGCCAUCAUGCUUGUGAUGGCAUCACCUUUCUCAGCAGCCCUAGCUGUCAUCUCAAUAUCUCAGUAGUGCCCACUAGAUGUUGCAUAGAGCAUUAACACAUUUGUGUGGACGUUUAAAGUAGAAUAUGAUGAUCUGCAAAAUAGCUCAGUUUUAUGGUCCAUAAUUUUUGAUUUAUGUCUCCAUGGCAAUGGAUUCAGUGAUGAUUGUCAACUGUACUGUCAUUCCAUUGUCAUUAUAUCUAUCAUCUUGGCUUUCCCAAUGUGAGAAAGUUUUUGAUAUGUCUCAAGAAAACUGCCAUGUAAUGUAACUCAGCUGACAGUGUAUUGUUUGAUGCCUGUCUUAUACUUACCUGUUUCCAUUUAAAAUAAAAUGUUCUAGGUCAGUAUGUUUUCAAUAGGGGACCAGUUCACUGAUUGAUGCUAGUGCAGAAAGAUGGACUUCGUGACAGGGGAGCCAGAUUAGUUUCCAUUGUCAAUCCAGAAAGUCAUCAGUUUCAAAAAUCAUCCAUAGAUGUGAUAGUACAUGUAGUUUUCAUAGUAGAUCAUGACAGAUGUGCAUGAUUUUGACACUAAUGUCAUCAUUGUCCCAUGUGGUUUUUGUAUUGGAUGUUAUGACAGUAACAAAUGGUUUUCAAACCAUGUUAUGAUAGUACCAUGUGGUUUUCAUACUAAAUUAAAAAAAGACCCACCUGCCUGAAAAUAAGAAUAUGAGUAAUAAUAUAAAAGAGUAUGCAUGCUGAGUGCAUUCAGUUAUGUCAUGAUAAAGCACAUGGUAAAUUCUGUCAUCAGUAAUUUACAUGAAAAGGAUGAUUCAAACAGUAUUACACACUUUCAGUUUAUGUAAUUUGAAGCUAGUGCUUUACAAGUUCUUUUUUUUUGGUUUGUUUAUGUGUCAUAAAAUUGGUAACCUGUAGAGAAGGGAAUGAAGCACAAAGCUUGAAAAAGUUGGUUCAGUGGCAUAGAAGAGUGUUUGAAUUGUUUAAAUUGAGAACUUUAGGCUUUAAAUAAAAACCACUCCUUGUUGGUAAUUUGAAGCAUCCUUAGUGGGCGCCAUCAGCAUAAUGCUAUGGUUGUUUCCCCAUGCCAUUACUGAACAACCCUUAGAAAUCUGUUAGCCUGUAGAGAAUAACUUUACAUGUCAAAUAAAUGUUAGUUUCAGUCUUUGGGGUGGGUAUGUUUUCCAUGUAAACAAGAAAAAAAUGAACAAAAGCAUCAUGGCUGUUACAUCAAAUAUCAACUGUGAUAGUAGUCUAAUUGAACUAUAAAGUGAAAUAUGACACAUGAGUUAGGCUGUAAAAUUGAUUUGCUGUAUGUGGCACGAGGGUGAUGGAUAUAUUACUGGUGGAUGUUAAGUUACCCACAUGCAACCUCAUUUUAUAGGAGUUUUAGGCUCCAUUUUUUUUUAUCUAAUGUGGUGACUGAGUAAUGUAUUACUGAAAGUGUGAAGUUCUUUUUGAAUCAUCCUGCUUAUAGUGAAGAAAUCUUCAAAUGUAAAUAUCUUGAUGAAGACAUCAAGUGCACCAAAGUCGCUUAAAUCUUGAAUGCAGGCUAUUAAACUUGCAGUCACAUCUUCA